GUCUGUAAAUACUUGGCACAUUUCAGUCCGCAGCGAGCUCGUGGAUAGGGCAGUACUGACCGUUCUGCAUCCAAAAUUUUCUAUAUUUAGCUAACUUUUCGCGUCAGUGAUUUCCUCAGUUCUCAGAAGUUAUUGAAACAGCUAACUUUGUUCUUUUUGAACAAUAUUCUUCACCAAAUAAACGAUGGACGCAGAAAACAAUCUGGACUCUUCACCAAAAAAUGAAGUGCAGCUAAACCCAAAGACGGGAGAAGUGAUUCCGAAUGUGAACACCUACCAGCAGAAGAAAAACCUGGCCCAGGGAAUGAUGGACCUGGCGUUGGUUUCCGCGAACGCUAAUCAGCUGCGCUACGUGUUGGAAUCCUUCAAGCGACAUCCCUACUACUACUUCAGCUUGAUCUUCAUUUCGGUCAGUCUGGUGAUACAGAUCGUCGUUGGCAUAGGGCUGAUCAUGAACAGUCGCUACAACGUGAACGACAAACGGGAGAUCUGUAAGGCAAACAAAAUAAACGAUUUAGUCACGAUCGGAAUCUUUCUGAUAACGCUCGUUAAUGUGUUGAUAUCGGCUUUCGGAGUAGCACCGCAGGUUGAUUGAUUUGGGGAAAAUAAGUGUUCAAUUUAAGUGACGUGAUUGUGUGUAAUAAUUUAGUUAAAUUAAGCUAUAAGACUAUUUUUUGUGGAUUUAUUUUGAAAAGUAAGCUAAACUACCACAAAAAGAACCUUAUAUUUUAAAUUUUGAAAAUAUUGAUCUAAAUAAGAAUAGCUGCUACAUAAUAAAUUCUCAUACUUGAAAGACUGUUUUGUUAAAAUCGUAGAUAGACACUAAUCGUAUGAACAUAAUAGAAAAUUGAUUGAAAGAAUGAUAAAAAUUGGUUUUUAAGUAUAAAAACUUUCCAAUAACAAUAAAAUCUUAUUCAAAAGUAAGAAGAGCUACAUUGACACUACUGUAAAUUAUUUAAUUUUGUUGAGUGAUCUAAAAUUUAAUUAAAAAUAAUCAAUCUCUAGAUACCAGACAUCAAUCAAACGAGAUUUUGUAAUGUCAAAUCAAAACGAUGUUGGAUUCGAAUUUUCAACCAAGUUUUGUAAUUAUUCUUAGCUAGUUAGCCUAAACCCGCGACUACGUUCUAUUUUCUUUUUUUUUUUUUUGCUUUUGAAGAAUGAAGUUGGAGCACAUGUUGUGUUGAAUAAAGUAUCAGUAAGAAAUUCAUAGAGCUGUAUUGCAGGUUCUUCAUUUCCAUAAUCAAAAAAGUAUAUAGUGGAUUUAUUCCUAUAUUUAUUUAAGCUUUCAUAAUCAUUUUUUGGAAUAUUGGCAGCCAAAUGAAAACUAGUAAAAACCCAAAAUUAAUCCACCUAGCGGCGAGACCCAGCCUUUCUCUUUCGAACUUAUUAUUUGUUUGAAUAGAUUUGCAUAAAACCUUUAAUUAAUAGAAAAAAUACACCUUAAUAAUUUCUACAAGAAUUCUUUUUCACUCUAAAUAACGUAUUUCUGGUAGCCAAAAGUAUAACUUUACCGAAAAUUUUGAAAUUAACAUGAAAUAAAUAUAAUAAAAAUAAUAUACAUGA
Wyeomyia smithii (pitcher-plant mosquito) is the source of this 1563-nucleotide messenger RNA. Its product is annotated as ninjurin-A-like. The record is from RefSeq and is a predicted model, not a curated record. Lineage: Eukaryota; Metazoa; Arthropoda; Insecta; Diptera; Culicidae. Gene Ontology annotation, biological process: tissue regeneration; cell adhesion. Gene Ontology annotation, cellular component: membrane. The transcript is spliced from 2 exons. Bases 185 to 595 code for a protein of 136 amino acids.